Molecule: messenger RNA, 1125 nt
Organism: Chenopodium quinoa (quinoa)
Lineage: Eukaryota; Viridiplantae; Streptophyta; Magnoliopsida; Caryophyllales; Amaranthaceae
Product: leucine-rich repeat extensin-like protein 5
Exons: 2
Coding region: 25-906 (293 amino acids)
Source: RefSeq, a predicted model, not a curated record
UUCAUACAUUGACAGUGCUCUAAAAUGGUGAAUAAUAUGGCUUUUCUCCCCCUUCUAAUGCUCUUACUCCUUGCUGCUACUUCAGGAACAACAUCGGCUCGUGAGUUUAAUGUAAAGCCAUCUCAUUCUGGACCAUCUCCUGGCACACCACCGAGUUUUUCUGAUUUUACACUAAUAAACGAUGUAAAGCCAUCUCACUCUGGUCCAUCUCCUGGCACACCACCGAGUCUUUUAGAUUUUACAUCAACUACUGAUGUAAAGUCAUCUCACUCUGGACCAUCUUCCGGCACACCACCGAGUUUUUUUGAUUUUACACCAACAAACGAUGUAAAGCCAUCUCACUCUGGUCCAUCUCCCGGCACACCACCGAGUCUUUUCGAUUUUAAGCCAACUACCGUUGUAGAGCCAUCUCACUCUGGACCAUCUCCAGGCACACCACCGAAUCUUUCAGAUUUUACACCAACUACCGAUGUAAAGCCAUCUCACUCUGGACCAUCUCCUGGCACACCACCAAGUCUUUCAGAUUUUACACAAACUACUGAUAUAAAGCCAUCUCACUCUGGACCAUCUCUGGGAACGCCACCGAGUCUUUCAGAUUUUACAUCAGCUGUUGAUGUAAAACCAUCUCAUUCUGGACCAUCUCCUGGCACACCACCGAGUCUUUCAGAUUUUACAUCAACUACCGAUGUAAAGCCAUCUCACUCUAGACCAUCUCCUAGCACGCCACCAAGUCUUUCAGAUUUUACACCAACUACCAAUGUAAAGUCAUCUCACUCUGGACCAUCUCCUGGCACGCCACCGAGUCUUUCAAAUUUUAGAGCAUCUACCAAUGUAAAACCAUCUCACUCUGAACCUUCUCCUGGCACACCGCCGAAUCUUUCAAAUUUUUCACCAAAGGUUUAUUAGAUGAUUUAUUGUUAACUAAUAGUUGAGAUAAGGGCAUGUAAACCUGUUGUUAUUAUCCUGAGCAAUAAAAACAAAAUUUGAAACUCAAAAUUAUAUACUGUUUAACUAAAACUUAUCAAUGCUUUAUUGCUUAUUUCUAUCUUGUAUUUACUAAUCCAAUAACGGAAUGUCAAUGGGGCAGGGUGAAGCAAAUGUUGACCUUCCCAUCCCCAGGCCAUC